This is a messenger RNA of Siniperca chuatsi (mandarin fish), 2796 nucleotides long. RefSeq names its product ATPase H+ transporting V1 subunit C2 (gene atp6v1c2). The record is from RefSeq and is a predicted model, not a curated record. The transcript has 16 exons. Gene Ontology annotation, cellular component: lysosomal membrane; vacuolar proton-transporting V-type ATPase, V1 domain. Lineage: Eukaryota; Metazoa; Chordata; Actinopteri; Centrarchiformes; Sinipercidae. Gene Ontology annotation, molecular function: proton-transporting ATPase activity, rotational mechanism. Bases 623 to 1819 code for a protein of 398 amino acids. Gene Ontology annotation, biological process: proton transmembrane transport.
UUAGGAUUUGGCAUAAAGAUGAACCAAUGAAGCAGCGCUUAGUUACAACAAUACUUUCUAAUAUAGCUAUGUUUCAUAUUACUCGCUUCCGACCUUUUAGUGGCUUCUUGUAGUUUAGGUCAAAUAUUAUUACUGGUACAUCAUUUACUGAAAUUAGUGGUGCAUAAUGAGCUAUGAAGGCUGAACUGAGGAGUCUCAAAUGAAGUUAUACUAACGUUAUAUACUGUGUUCCUUUGUUUAUUUGAAAGGUUACAUUAAGGUGACGUGUUAUUGAAUAGAGUUUGGCAUCGACAUUUUCUCAAUACACAAUGUUAAGACUACUCUUGUCACGGCUAGCUGCGUUAGCUAGCUAGCUAGGCUCAAGUCACAGCGGAGAGAGACAGGAAAGGCAAGAGAGAGAGGGGGGAUGACGUGCAGCAGAGGGAUUCGAACGCAUGCCGCUGCGACAGUGGGCUGGCUGUCAGUCUCAGUGGAGCUGCUGAGCUGCUGCUCACACAUUCCCAACACUCAGUGGGACUGCCACAGGACGGUCAUGAAGAUCACUUGAUGUCUAUUUGGUACCCAAGCCUGUUCUUGUGGGGAAGAUUUUGACUGGAGGUCUCUACCUAGAGCACUGGGAGCCAUGACAGAUUUGUGGUUGAUUUCUGUCCCCCUGGACAAGACCAGUUUAACCAGUGUAGAGAAACUCAAGUGCACCAUUGCCAAAACCAACCUGGCCUCCUGCUGCAAGUUCUCCAUUCCAGAUCUCAAGGUGGGAAUAUUGGACAGUCUGCUCAGCGUGUCAGAUGAUCUCUCCAAGCUUGACACAAUGACUGAAAGUGUGAUUAAAAAAACAUAUCAGUGUAUGAGGGAGGUGAUGGAGCAGUCCUGUGACAAAGUGCUGGAUAACGCCUUAGCCAAUGGAGACCACAGCAUGAAUCAGAGAGCCAUCGUGUCACCCCUGAAAGCUUACCUCAAGUCUCUGAGGGUGGACCUUAUGAGCUACGUGACCAAGUUUCAGUGGGACAAAGCCAAGUAUCCCACAGCUCUGCCUCUCACCAGCCUGGCAGACAUCAUCAACAAGGAAGUUUCCCAGAUGGAGACGGAAUUAAAAUCCCGAGCUGCGGCGUACAACAGUUUGAAAACAAGCUUGCAAAGCCUUGAGUACAAACUAGAUAGGACUUUGCAAACUCGCAGUCUGAAUGACAUAGUGAAGAAGGAAGACCUGGUGGUCUCAGAGUACCUCACCACUCUACUGGUAGGGGUGACCGGAGGGAGCUACUUACAGUGGGAGAGGACCUAUGAAUCUUUGUCAGAGUUUGUGGUUCCACGGUCUAGCAGGAAGCUGUACGAGGAUGAAGAGGGAGGCGUUUUCUCAGUUACACUUUUCAAAAGAGCUGUCUGUGAAUUCAAAGCUAAAGCCCAGGAGAGCAAGUUCACCGUGCGUGAGUACAGCUUUGACCUGGAAGAGAAGAAGCAGCAGGAGAUGAAGCAACUUAGUGUUCACAAGAAGGAACAAUAUGGAAUCUUUGUGCGUUGGCUGAAGGUGAAUUUCAGUGAGGUGUUUGUUGCCUGGGUUCACCUGAAAGCGUUGAGGGUGUUUGUGGAAUCAGUCCUCAGGUAUGGAUUACCGGUGAACUAUCAGGCUCUUCUGCUGCAGACGGACAAGAAGGGUUCCAAAAAAGUGAGAGAAGAACUCGCCUCACUGUUCAUGCAUCUGGACCCCACUGCCACUGCCAGCAAGACAGAUGUAAGCUGUGACAUCCCAGGACUCAGUCAACAAGAAUACUUUUCCUACAUCUGCUUCCACAUCAACAUCAAUGUGCUGGAGAUCAGCUAGCAGUCAGCAAAGAGAAGACCCACUCUAUGACUCAAGCUAUGAGGGCCCCGACACUCGUGUGUCGACCCUCAACUCUAAAAUAAAACACAUCCAGUGAAGAAUAUAUCCUUGAAUAUAUUAGUUUUCAACAUUUUUCUUGAGCCAGCAAUAACUGUCCAGCUUCCCUGGGACAGCAGUGUAAAUAAUAUUGUCAGGAACAGUGAAUGGAUUGGAACCCUCUUCACCACAAUAUCAGCUGCACAUGUGCUACACUUUGUGAUGUGCUGCACAUGGAACUGUGGAACCAUUUAAAUAGGUUUAAUAUCUAAAAAAUGUUGUUCAGUGUUUUCUUUUGAAAGAACAUGUACUGUAAAUGUUAAUGUCAGUGUACAGCUUCAAGCAUUUUAAGUGAGCACAUUCUUCUUAGAAAUCCUAAAGCCAGUGUGUGAUAGUGUCUUUCUUCAUGCACAGUUGUACAUUAUUCAACAAAACAGUCCAGUACAUUUUUCAGUGCAUUAUACAGUAUAUUCUGCAAGGACAGCAUAUAAUGACUCUGUAUACAUCACUUUUCUUUUAACUCAUGUUUGAUCAGAAUGUUUUUAAAUGUAAUCCUAUCAGUGGUGGAAGGAGUACUCAGAUCCUUUACAUAAGUAAAAGUACCAAUACCACAAUGUAAAAAUACUCCAUUACAAGUAACAGUACUGCAAUCAAUAUCCUACUUAAAGUUAUAAUCCUUAAGAUUUUCAUGAAAUCAGACCAAAUUUUUUAUAUUUAUUGUCAAGAUUUUUUCUGCAAUAGUCAUUGAAUGUAUUUACAUUAGUAGCGAGGUGUGCCAUUCCUGCACUCGCUGUUACUACCACCAGUAACUACAGAUGUCGCCAAGUCAACCAGCACUGAAAUCUUAAUAACUUUAAGUGGAACUACAGACGUAUUAUCAGCUAAAUGUCCUUAGAGUAUCAAAGUAAAAACACUUGUUUUGCAGUAAAAUGGCCCCUGUG